Messenger RNA from Phacochoerus africanus (Common warthog), 3080 nucleotides. RefSeq names its product fucosyltransferase 7 (gene FUT7). NCBI's taxonomy places the organism in Eukaryota, Metazoa, Chordata, Mammalia, Artiodactyla, Suidae. Gene Ontology annotation, molecular function: alpha-(1->3)-fucosyltransferase activity. The transcript is spliced from 3 exons. The record is from RefSeq and is a predicted model, not a curated record. Gene Ontology annotation, cellular component: membrane. The coding region runs from base 1448 to 2476 and encodes 342 amino acids.
GUCAGCAGGCUGCGGUGGGAUGGGUUCCUUCCUGCUCUCGGCCCUUGGGGUGCUGGUCUCAGGGCCCUCCUGCCGGGGAAGAGAGGCCAGGGUGGGACCAAAGGCCCAGGGCCACCGUGGUGGGCUCCCUAAACAUGGGGGUUCUGGAAAGGCAGGGCCUCAUGCUGGUCAUGGGGAGCCAGGCCCGGCUGCUGCAGCCACGCGUGGGGCCCAACAGAUGGUUUGCGACAGAUCCCACCCCCCGAUGUUGCACAAGUCCUUGCCACAGCCCGGAGGUUAUGCAGGGGGUGGGGGGCCUCAGAGGGGUCAACGCCUGCCCUCUGCUGGACUGCCUCUGCCCCAGCAGGGUCCUGCUGCCAGCUUGCUUGGUCCUGCCCCAGAGGCAGUCUGGUCCUCCCUGGGGGAGGGGUGGGAAGCCAGUUGAGCUGGAGGUGAGCAGGGCAGGGGUCCAGGGAGUGAUGGGAGGCCCCCAGGACGGCGCAGGCAGCAGACCUGGCCCGUGGAUCCCGGCUGCUGUUUCCCCCCGGGACACCCAGCCCACGGCCUCCAAGAACCGGCCUGGCCUGAGGCCUCUAGGACACUGGCGCAAGGGCUGGGCCUUGCCCGGCUACGUGUGGCCACCGGAAAAGAAGCUGAUGGCUGAGAGGGGGUGUGGGCCGGAACUCGGAGCAACGUGGCCACACUGCCCUGCCGCACGUCCAGCUCAGAAGAAUCAGAGCAAAGGGGGAAGGAACUGGAUCUCUGCACCUGGGCGCCUGGGCUGGCUGGGGCUGGGGGAGGAAAGGGGCUCCGGACCCGAGCCUUCCUCUUCCUGGAGCAGAUGCCCGCCCCCUGCCCACGUCAGGGACACUGCGACUCCUUCCCUUUCCAGCCUGGAAAGCCCCCUCCCUGCCCCCACCCCACCCUGUGCUGUUGGACCUGGAAAAGAGACCUGGAGCCCCCAAGGACAGCCUUCCCGCCCAAGUUCCUGCAGCUCUUCCAGCUGGCCAGGGCCGGUGCCCCCCCACCCCCCCGGCCUGGGGCUCCUACGGACACGUGUCCUCGGAUGGGGAAAAUGGCACAGCAGCCCACAGCCCACCCCACGGCCAGCCCCAGCCUGGCAUCUGCCUGCUGUGCGUAUGUACUGGGGCCUCGUGGGGUGUCCCCAGACCGAAGAACAGAACCCCCCUCUGAGAAUCUGAGUUCUGUGACGAGUGUCCUAGAGGCGGGCUCAGGUGGUCCGAUCAGAAGCAGCGGGAGAAACGUCAGCCUCUUGGCAAAGAGCUGAGCGCAGCAUCUGUGGCAAGAGGGUCUGGGAGCCGCAGCAGAACUCAGCGGGCGGGCAGAUGAAAGGAGAGCGGUGCCAGGUGGUGCUGAGGGCGAGGGCGCAGCUGUGAUUUCGGGGCGGGCCGUGCAGCUGCGGCUGUGAUUCGAAAACCUUCUCGGGUGACUGCCCUGGGGGCUGCAGAUGCCCAAUGCUGCGCUCGGCCCCGCUCGGAGCUUCUGGGUUUUGGGGGCCCUGGCCGGAGCCGCCCUUCUGGUGGCCCUCGGGCUCCUGUGGCUGCUUGGGUCGGCCCUCCGGGGAGCUCCGGCGCCCCAGCCCACAAUCACCAUCCUCGUCUGGCACUGGCCCUUUGCCACUCAGCCCCCAGAGCUGUCCAGCGACACCUGCGCCCGCUAUGGCGUGGCCCGCUGCCGCCUGACCACUGACCGCAGCCUGCUGGCCAGCGCCGACGCCGUGGUCUUCCACCACCGAGAGCUGCAGAGCCGGCGGGCCCGCCUGCCCCUGGCCCAGCGGCCACGCGGGCAGCCCUGGGUGUGGGCCUCCAUGGAGUCGCCCAGCCACACCCGUGGCCUCGGCCGCCUCCGUGGCAUCUUCAACUGGGUGCUGAGCUACCGGCGAGACUCAGACAUCUUCGUGCCCUACGGCCGCCUGGAGCCCCGGGAGGGGCCCGCACCGCCGCUGCCGGCCAAGAGGGGGGUGGCCGUCUGGGUGGUCAGCAACUUCCAGAGGCGGCAGCGGCGCGCACAGCUGUACCAGCAGCUGGCACCCCACCUGCCCGUGGACGUGUUCGGCCGCGCCAGCCGGCAGCCCCUGUGCGCCGACUGCCUGCUGCCCACCGUGGCCCGGUACCUCUUCUACCUGUCCUUCGAGAACUCCCAGCACCGAGACUACAUCACCGAGAAGUUCUGGCAGAACGCGCUGGCGGCUGGCACCCUGCCGGUGGUGCUGGGGCCCCCGAGGGCCACCUACGAGGCCUUUGCCCCGCCCGAUGCCUUCGUGCACGUGGACGACUUCGGCUCGGCCCGGGAGCUGGCCGCCUUCCUUGCCAGCAUGAACGAGAGCCACUACCGGCGCUACUUCGCCUGGCGAGAGCGGCUCCAAGUGCGGCUGAUUGGCGACUGGCGGGAGCGCUUCUGUGCCAUCUGCACCCGCUACCCCCACCUGCCCCGUGGCCAGGUCUACCAGGACCUGGAGGGGUGGUUCCAGGCCUGAACUCCGCCAGCUGGAGGGGGCAGGGGAGGGUGGCUGGGGAGCUGGAGGUGUGGGUAGAAGGCUGGCUGUUGAAAUCAAACCACUGGCAUCCGGCCCCCACAGGACACCAUCAGGCUGACCUGGAGGCUGGGGUCGAGGCCAGGCAGCAAGGGUUAGGGAGGAGUGGGCCCGUCUGGGUAGGCUACCUGGAGGAGGAGUCUGGUGGGUGCCGGAGCCAGUACUCGGGGGCCGAGGUGAGAGCAGGGAGGGAGUAAUGUGGGGUGCAUGUUGCCAAGGCCCAUGGAAGAUGAGAGAGGCCACUGACCCCCCCCCCCCCCCCCGACCUUGAUGAAACCUUGGGCGGGUCAAGGCUGUCCUCAGAUGGAGGCUGAGGCUGGUGGCAGGACCCUUGGGGCUGGGCACACGGCCUGGGCAUGUGGUGGCAGAACCUGGGCCCCUGGCCUCUGUAGCCGAGGCCCCCUUGUCUGAGAUGUGCAGGCUGGAGCUGGGGUCAGACCCGUGGGGCCCAGACCCGAGCGGGCCUUCCAGCUUGCUGGGCUUUUUGCAGCCUGCAGUCCCCUCAGGGCGGGGCGGAGUCAAUAAAGAAACAAGGACAAGAAAGGCA